AUGAUCAAGCCAAUACAUAGUAAAUAUACAUAAUAAUGGAGUUGUAACACUAUACAGGGUUUCGUUCUCUUUCGUUUUGUUCUCUUUUACUUUCUUUAACCGGGUCUCGCCGGGUCAUUUCAGUUUCCGUGGCCGGAAUCUGAUUAUGCCCUAUGGCGAAGGGCCGGAAACUGACGCAGAGCCGCAGCGAACGUUUUCUCGGGAGCUACAGUAGCUACAGCCACGCCCAAGAGUCGCCGGAGCUGGCCGAGGACGAUGUGUGGUCGAUGGUGGAGAGCGUGGAGGAGAGGGAGGACAACGAGGUGGACAGCUCUCAGAGCGAGUGGAGUCCACGCGUGGCCGCCGAGACUAACGGAGGGUUUGCGGCGAGGGGGAUCAGAAGCCGGCGGAUAUCUCGGGACGAUGACAACAACGUUAGCGGAGGAGGGCUGUCUCUGGCUUUUGUCGACGACUCUGGAAAGACGGCGUCGUCGCCUCGGAUCGUGCACCAGUUCCGCGGGCAUGACAGCCCACGUGGGCGCCACAUGGCCACGUCACUGCCGAUGAACGUGCCGGACUGGAGCAAGAUUCUCCGGGUCGACUCGGUGGACUCGCUGUACGAGUUCGACGACGGAAUGGACAGCAGCAACGACCCGGAGAUGAUCCCCCCGCACGAGUACCUGGCGCGUGAGUACACGCGCGGCGCGACGUCGGUGUUCGAGGGGGUUGGCCGGACGUUGAAGGGCCGGGACAUGAGGCGGGUGAGGGAUGCGGUUUGGAGCCGGACCGGGUUCGAUGGUUGAGAUCGAUCACUUGGAAGUGUGGACUUAGCGUAGCUCAACAUAGAAGAGGUUUGUUUUAAACUUUUAAUUGUGGGAAAUGAUUUGUUUUUUGGUGUUUUUGAUUUGGGCAAUGAAUGAUUCAACUGAUCGAGUAGAUUCGGUUGCGAGUGAGCCCAAGCAUGAAUUCUGAAUCUGGGAUUUCACUGUGGUGGAUUGAAUUUUGGGAAUCAAUUGCUUAUGUAUUUGGCAACUAUCUAGAUAAAUUUCUCAUUUAGCUCAUCAUACCGCACCAUAUAACAAACAUUGAAGAUCCUAGUGAAAUAGUCGAAGAUCCCAAAUGUAAUAUGUUUUUUUCUGUUAUGAUGAGUACUUUCACACAAA
Messenger RNA from Fragaria vesca subsp. vesca, 1142 nucleotides. RefSeq lists its product as uncharacterized. The record is from RefSeq and is a predicted model, not a curated record. The transcript has a single exon. The coding region runs from base 153 to 782 and encodes 209 amino acids. Lineage: Eukaryota; Viridiplantae; Streptophyta; Magnoliopsida; Rosales; Rosaceae.